AUGUCUCAGUCUCAGGAUAAAUAUUGUGGGUGUCUUAAUGGUGGCUGGUGUCAGGACGAGGGACAGUGUGACUGUGCACAGUUCCAGGCUCUGGGAGACCGCUGCCAGAUCAUUCCCAAUCUCGGGCAGGACCGGGAUGGGAUUUGUCGCUCAUGGGGUCAACACCACUUUGAGACAUUCGAUGGGAUGUACUACUACUUCCCUGGAACAUGUUCAUAUAUCUUGGCCAAAGACUGUCACUCACCAGAGCCCCAGUAUACUGUGUGGGUUCACAACAGUCGUUCCUGUCAUGGCUCGGUGUACUCUUGUACUCGUUCUCUCAGUCUUUUCAUUCCUAACGAGGAGGAGAUCCACAUUAUAGGCUACCGGGUACUGAAGGGGGAACAGAGAUUGACUUUGCCUCAGACGGUUCACAAUGUCUUUAUCGAGCGACUCGCUGACUACAUCCUGGUGAAGAGCACGUUUGGCUUUUCUCUGGCAUGGGAUGGAAGCUCUGGCGUCUACCUCAAAAUGACAGAGGAGCACAAAGGCCGGCCUUGUGGCCUGUGCGGAAACUACAAUGAUGACGGAUCAGAUGAUCUCAGCAGCAGUCACGGUAUAAAAACGGAUGAUGUUGCUGAGUUUGGGAACAGCUGGAUGGUGGAUCUUCCUCAUGAGCCACCUUGUCCUGCUAUAGAUGACGACUUUCCUGGACCAUGCUCAUACGAGUCCGAAAUGGAUGAUGCCAUCGAGAAGUGCAGUGCUUUGCUUUUCUUUCCUUUCAUCUCCUGCCAUGAGCAUAUAGAUCCCAAUCCUUUUGUUGCCAGCUGUGUUUCAGAUCUAUGUGUCUCACAUGAGGAAGAAACAUUUUGCCGGACGCUUGUCGAAUACACCAGGGCCUGCUCCCAUGUGGGUUAUCCAGUCCGAGAAUGGAGAGACAGCUUCCCUACGUGCGCGGAUGGAUGUGAAGAUAGCUUUGUCCAUAGAGACUGUAUCAGUUGCUGCCCCCCCACCUGCACUUUUGAAAAAGAGUGUCUAGGCACCAACCUGCACUGUCUGGAUGGGUGCUACUGCCCCGAUGGGUUGAUUCUACAGAAUGGAACGUGUAUAGCGGUGUCUCAGUGUCCAUGUGUAUAUCAUGGCACAGCUUAUCCUUUGGGUCAUGUUUUGGAGCAGGGCUGUAGUGUCUGUGUCUGCUUAGGAGGAGUAUGGAACUGCACUGAAAGCAAUUGCACUUCGGAGUGUACGGUGAUGGGUGACACUUAUGUGACCACGUUCGAUGGCCGCAUUUACAUGCACACGGGCAAAUGCCAGUACGUACUGGUGAAGAGCCGUGGCAACACCAAGUUUACUGUCACUGUGCAAUAUGCAGCAUGUGGAGAGUCUCAGGAAGAUUCCUGCAGUCACUCAGUGACUCUGGUGGUGGAUGAAGAUGUCAGCAGGCAGGUCACCCUCAAUAGAGAAGGAGAGGUCAUUAUUGGGGCCAGCAUGGCUGUCAGUCUACCUUACUCAAAUGACGUAGUGUCUGUGCGCAGGCUAACGUCUGCGUUUGUGGGCCUGCGAGCUUCCUUUGGACUGAAGCUGCAUUAUGACUGGCAGGGUGGGCGAAUCUAUGUGCAGCUGGAAAGCACAUGGACAGGUGGCACUCUGGGACUCUGUGGAACACUUAAUGGCAACCUGCGAGAUGACUUCCUCUCUCCAGCUGGUAUGAUAGAAGGAACACCACAGCUGCAUGCCAAUGCAUGGAAAGUGUCUUCAGCAUGUAUCAGCCCUGUUAACAUCCCCAUCAUCGACUCCUGUGAGACGAACCAACAAAAUAUGUUCUAUGCGUCAUUGUGUGAUGUUCUGACUGGAGACGUGUUUGCUGCAUGCCACUCGUACGUGAGUCCCGGUGUGUACCACCAGCAGUGCCGCUAUCAAGCCUGUCGCUGCGGCAGUAGAUGUCUGUGCACUGCUCUUGCCCAUUACGCCUACAUCUGUUCCAAACACGGCAUCUCCAUAUACUUCAGAGCACACGUCUCCGAAUGUGGCAUGAUCUGCUUAGGAGGAAUGAUGUACCACUCUUGCACAACGAGUUGUGGGAGAACAUGCCAGUCAGUGAGUAGUGAUGAAGAGUGUGAUGAAGACUGUGCUGAAGGGUGUGGCUGCAUGGAUGAGAUGUACUAUGAUCAUGCACUUCUCAGUGCCAUUGUUACUUCAUGGGUUCAGUCUUUCAGCCAGGAGAAGUUUCCUUUAGCUCCUCUGGGCCAUGAGCCUGAGACAGAUGAUUGUCCAAAUGGAAAAGUGUACUAUAACUGCAGGGGCCCGCAGGGUGCAGGGCCGUCUGGUGUGGGCGUGGCUUGUGAAGUCACCUGUAGGAACCUAAUGCUGAACCUUACCUGUCCCCCUUUGACCCCCUGUGUGUCUGGGUGCGGAUGUCCAGCAGGGUUAGUUGGUCAUAAUGGAGAGUGUUAUUAUCCAGAAAACUGCCCAUGUGUCUGGCUUGGUCUAGAGUAUCUUCCAGGACAGACAGUGGACACUCCCUGUUACCGCUGUGCGUGUCAUCGUGGGUUCUUUAAUUGCACAUACUUUCCCUGUCCGGCCGUGUGCACCGUGUAUAGCGAUCGUCAUUACCACACGUUUGACGGCCUAGAAUAUGACUAUGUUAGUGAUUGCCAAGUUUACCUUAUAAAGAGUGUAGGUGAUACAGAGAUUUCUAUUACGGCUCAGAAUAAAGACUGCUACGAGAGCGGAAUAGUCUGCAUGAAGAACCUGCUCGUCUAUGUCGGCCUCACUAAAAUCUAUUUCAACGAUAACUCAGGCAGACCCAGCCCCUCUACUGUGAUUGGAAAAGGAUACGAAUUUGAGCUGUGGACUGCAGGCUACUACACCGUGGUCCAUUUCCCUAACCACGACUUGACCGUGCUGUGGGAUCGAAAAACAACCAUCCACAUUCGUGCCGGGCCACGAUGGAAGGUUAAAUUUAGUGGCAUGUGUGGGAACUUUGACAUGGUGACAGUGAAUGACAUGACCACAGCGGGGCACAUGGAGGUCAGCAAUGCUCAGGCUUUUGGUAAUAGCUGGGCUCUUGGCCAGUGUGAGAGUGAUUUUAUAGUGCGCAGACCAUGUGAAGGGGACCUGAGCAGACAACCAUACGCUAAGCGAGAGUGCGGCCUUCUCUACAGUGAUGUUUUUGCUUCAUGCCACAAUGUGGUGGAUGUGACCUGGUUUUAUAAAAACUGCCUGACAGACACCUGUAACUGCAAUCGAGGGGGUGACUGCGAGUGUUUGUGCACCAGUAUUGCGGCAUACGCACAUAAGUGCUGCCAACACGGCGUCACGGUACACUGGAGAUCUCCCACCGUCUGCCCAUAUGACUGCGAAUACUACAACCAAGAGUUGGGUGAGGGUCCGUUCACUUUGUCCGCCACUGAGCUGAACGAUUCUGUGUGCAUGAUUGGAGCGAAUGUUAGUAGUGGAGAGGUGUUUCCUGUGCUAAAGAGUAGUGCCCAGACAACUGCCAUCUUUAACCUCAUGAUUACCAGCGGACUUUACAAGGACCGAGCUUCACGACUCCCGACUGUCUCACUGGAGUCUGCUGAGCGCCCAAACUACUUCCUGUGUGUCACACCCAGUCGCGUUGUGCGUCUGGAGCGCUGGAGACCCGACGAGGACUUUCGUCGUCAGGCAACUUUCAUUCAUCACCAGGCAUUGUGGUUACCAGGGCGAACUUCAUUUGAGCUGCACAGCCAGAAGGGGGUCUUCAUUACACUUACGCACACACAUGUACGUGCACAGAGCUAUGACAACUCAAACUCCUUCAAGGCCAGCAGCAGUUUUAAUAUCGAGGAGAGCAGUUUUGUGAUUCCGUAUCGACUGAUGUGUGAGUGGAAAUACCACGCAUGUGCCAGCGGAUGUGUGAAAACAUGCAACGAUCCUGAUGCCACACGCUGCCAGUUCUUGCCUCUUGUCGAAGGCUGUUUCCCCCACUGUCCCAAAACCAUGGUGUUGGAUGAAGUCACGAGGCGGUGUGUGUACCAAGAAGACUGUAUAAUACUUUCGCCAACUCCUACUCCUUACAUGUUUGUGACUCGAUCGAACAGAACCACCACAGCUCCUACCACAAUGGUUCCGACAACCGUGACUACAACCACGAGCACUACGUCCACCACGACUACUCCCACAACAACCACUGCUCCCACCACUGAAGUCACCACUAGCACAACUCAAGCUUUUGUUACAUCCCCCACCACCACCACCACCUUAAUAACAACUCCUGAAAUACUUACAUCCUCUCCACCACUAACAGAAAGCCCUGUAGUUACCUCGACUCUUCCGACCACUAAGCCGACCACGCCUGCUACGACUACCUCAGUUACCACGACACUGCCACCCACCACUACAGAGAUACUAACCACAACAGAGGAAUCAACCACCGUCAUCACUACUACAACUCCUGUCACCACUCAGCCUAUUACAACAACCCCCCUUAUCACCACAGAGACAGCCCCUGUUUCCACAGUAACCGAGGAGGAGUUUAUUUUCACGUCGACAGCAGAAACAACACCAGAGACUACUCCUACUGCCCCCUCCACAGCUCCCACGACACUAAGUGCAACAACCAGCCUUCCUGCAUUCGUGCUCCCUACCGGACCCUGCACGCCUCCGUACUCUGUGAGAGUUGAUGAGUGCAGUGAGUAUAUCUGCUUUAAUGGUCAGCUGAUGCUACACAACUCCUCUCAGCACUGCAGGUUCAACAUCAGCCAACCGCAGUGUAACCUGUUGGGCAUGCCCAUUCAGAUCAACACAGACCCCUGCUGUCCUCUGUGGCGCUGUCCCUGCCGCUGCUCUAUAAUCUCAGACCUUCGUGUGAUCACAUUUGACGGGAACAACGUUGCUCUGUAUGAUAACGGCUCCUAUAUACUGGUCCACCUGCCCCGAGAGAACAUUGUCGGACAUGUGGAGAAAUGCCCCACCAGUGAGAGUGUGAACUACAUUAGACGACCUACUCCUACUGGUGGAACGUCUGGCCUGUGUUUUAAGAAGUUGAACAUAACCACUCAUGCCUACAGGAUCAUGAUCAGUCGCCUUGACCGCAAAGUGUCUGUGAACCAGAUCACAGCUCGGCUGCCGUUCACCAGAUUGAACCUGCACAUUGAUGACACAGGGACCAUGUACAUCAUUCACACACCCAGUGGAAUCAGUAUCCAGUGGUACCACAGCACCGGUAUCAUGGUCCUGCAGUAUGGUGCCCCUGAUAACACCUCCACUAGAGGCCUCUGCGGCUGUUGUGACGGUAACCCAGCAGAUGACUUACGUUUGCCUAACGGGACUGUGAUGCGAAAUGUGGAGGACAUACCUUUGUUUCUUCACAGCUGGAUGGUGGACACAUCCGAAGAGACGGAUUACUUCCGGAGAGUGGGAGACAACUGCACCACAGGAAACUGCACCAAAUGUUUUCAAAUGCUCAACCAGAGCCCCUUCUCCAAGUGCCACCACAAGGUUUCACCGGAGCAGUUCUGUGACAAAAUCUGGGCAGGUGACCUGCACUACAAGGAGCACGAGUGUGACUUUCUUGCUGCUUAUGUGGCCAUCUGUUACACUCACCAGAUAUGCUUCAGCUGGAGGAAAAGUAACUUCUGCCCUCUGAAGUGUCCUCUUGGAAAAGAGUACAAGCCAUGCGUGAACACGUGCAAGACGAUGACGUGUCAGAAUCGGGAUUAUUACGAGGAGAGCAUCUGUACUUCCAUUCGAGAGGAGUGUGUGUGUAAGAGUGGGACCAUCCUGCACCGAGCUGAUUCUGCAUUCUGUGUCACCGAGGAACAGUGUGUGUGUACGGAUAACGAUGGCUCCCCGCGGGCCCCAGGGGAGGUGUGGAAUGGUUCUCUUCGAGGUUGUUGUCUGUUCACUUGCCUGGCAAAUGGCAGUGUUGUCCCGGUAGAGCCGGAGUGUCCUCCUGAGCCGGUUCCUCUGUGUGACCGUAAGGGAGAAUACUAUAUCGAUGUGCUGGAGGAGGGCGCUUGCUGUCCAAAAAAGAUUUGUGAGUGUAACCUAACCAUGUGCCAAAAUGACAUUUCUUCCUGUGAGAUGGGAAACAAGCUGGUGAUUGGCUACAGCACUGUUUCCUGCUGUCCUGAAUAUCGAUGUGAAUGUGACCCCUUGUCCUGUCCCAGUGUCCCAAUGCCAGAAUGCAAAGAAGACCAGUUCUUGGUAGAGGUCAGAGGACAGCAUGCCUGUUGCUAUAACUAUCUUUGUGUGUGUGAGUCCUGUAUGGAACCCAUCCCAAUAUGUCUGCCUGGAGAGAUUGUGGUUGUAGAUAUGAACACUACUCAUCUUUGCUGCCCACAUUAUCACUGCGUGUGUGAUAUGACCCAGUGUCCUGAGCCCAGCACAAGCUGUGCCACCGGUACUGCACUUGUUAAGAGGCCUGUACCUGGCAGCUGCUGUCCAGACGUCACCUGUGAGUGUCAGUGUGACAGUAUCACAUGGCCUCAGUGCACUGUGGGAGAAAUUCAAGUGGAGGAGCCAGAUCAUAGCAACGACUGUGGCUGCACUCAGUACUUGUGCAAGAAGGCAGAUGUAUGUUUAUUUCAGGGAGUGACUGUGCUGAGUCCAGGCCAGUCCAUGGUGCAGUAUGUUGAGGGAGAUCUGUGUUACACUGUGCAGUGCCUCACACACAGAGACCCAGACACAGGUUUCUAUGCCAUGGAUGUUGCCACCUCAAACUGCUCUGAGAAGUGUGAACCUCACCAGGUAUACGUCCCGUCCUCCGACCCCCAUGUGUGUUGUGGCUCGUGUAAAAAUGUUUCCUGCUCAUUUACCAGUGAAAACGGAACUACAGAAGUAUUUAUGGCAGGUAGCUCGUGGGUGUCUAACUGCACCCGUUUCGACUGCAUCGAGACGGUAGUCGGAGCGGUGAGUCUUGCCUCCGGAGUCGUUUGCCCUCCUUUCAACGACACAGAGUGUAUUCAGAAUGGAGGUGUGGUGCAGACCUACGUGGAUGGCUGCUGCAAGACAUGUAAAGAGGAUGGUAAAACAUGCAAAAGGGUUGCCAUCAGGACCACUAUAAGGAAAGAUGACUGCAGAAGUAAUGCACCAGUAACAGUAUAUUCCUGUGAUGGGAAAUGUCCUUCUGCCACCAUAUUUAACUUCAACAUAAACAGCCAUGCACGUUUUUGCAAGUGCUGUCGUGAGAAUGGUCUACAGAGCCGCGUCAUCCAGCUCUACUGCACCCGCAACGCUACGUCUGUGGAAUACAACUACCAGGAGCCCAUGGACUGCUCAUGCCAGUGGAACUAAUAACUGAUAAAAGUUUGUAGAUGUGCAGUACCUUGGCAUUUUCAACUCUAUUUACCCUCUCAGUGGACAUGCUCAGUUAAUACCACACAGAUCAAUACAACCCCAAACUACUAACACCGUAUUUAUAUGUAUUUUAAAUUCUGAAUUAACAAUCUGGGAAUAUUACACAAUUUAAUCACAUAGUCAGUAGGCGAAUGUAUGAUUA
This is a messenger RNA of Tachysurus vachellii, 7462 nucleotides long. RefSeq names its product otogelin-like (gene otogl). Gene Ontology annotation, biological process: L-arabinose metabolic process. Gene Ontology annotation, molecular function: alpha-L-arabinofuranosidase activity; protein binding. Lineage: Eukaryota; Metazoa; Chordata; Actinopteri; Siluriformes; Bagridae. Bases 1 to 7257 code for a protein of 2418 amino acids. The transcript has 53 exons. The record is from RefSeq and is a predicted model, not a curated record. Gene Ontology annotation, cellular component: extracellular matrix.